Molecule: messenger RNA, 1513 nt
Organism: Sebastes umbrosus (honeycomb rockfish)
Lineage: Eukaryota; Metazoa; Chordata; Actinopteri; Perciformes; Sebastidae
Product: natural killer cell receptor 2B4
Exons: 7
Coding region: 151-1134 (327 amino acids)
Source: RefSeq, a predicted model, not a curated record
GCUUCUUCUUCUUCUGCUUCUGCGUCAACAAAGACCUCCUCCACUCUCCACCCUCUCUAUUUUUUUUAAACUUUUUUUUAGUACUGACUUGUCACGGCACAGUUUGAUAGACCAGAAGAGGAAACAGACGUUGUUCCUCUCCCCACAGAGAUGGCUGGUGGUUGCCUGAGCAGCUUCUUCAAAUACAUUUCUGUGCUACUUGUUGGGGUUUGCCUCCAUGAUGUGGAGGCUUCCAGGUGUCAACAUGUCAUCAAUAAAAAAGUUGGAGACACUGUGGAGUUUUCAUCAUGCUUACCAACUGAAGGGGUCACCGUGGCAGACUGGAAAUAUGGAGGGUUAUUAAUUGCAGACAAAGAUGGGGAUGUUCCUGAAAAUCAUCAGUUCAAGGGCAGAUUAGACGUAAAUCCCACAAACUUUAGUUUAACAGUGAGAAGACUGACUCUCCAAGAUUCUGGUGAUUUCAAGUUUGUCUCGGAUGGGAAUGACAAACAGAGGGAUACAGUCACCAUCACCCUGCAAGUUCAUGAGCCCAUAACUAAAGAGCCCAACAUCAUCAUUUCCAGUUACAAAUGGCACGACUUGAACGAAUCGUGUACAUUUUUGCUGGAGUGCAACGCAACCACUGACAGCAGUGUCAGCUACAACUGGACCGUGAGGAACCAAACCAUAAGUGGCUCCAGGCUGCAAUACAUCAUCGAACACCAGGACGGAGACACCAAAUUCACCUGCACAAUUUCCAAUUUUGUCAGUGAGAUGUCGACAAUCAAAACAGUGGAGUGCAACAACAUUACGUCUGGCGCAACAUCAAUGGACCCAAACCUUAUCGUUUACCUGAGUGCAGCUGGAGGAGGAUUAUUUCUGAUCAUUGUCGUGAUAGUUGGUGUAGUGGUGUGUGUUUGUCGCCGCAAACAGAGUCAAGAAGGCAGUGACUCAAACGACCUCACCGUGUAUGCUGAUAUCACUGAAGUUGCAAUUGAGGAUAGGGCUUCAUCUACUAUGAAGAAUUGCACACUGUAUGAAACCAUUGAUAAGAGAGUCGAGGCAGUCGCACCUGGGGCCCAGACUGUGUACGACGAGAUCCGGUUAAGUCGCUUGAGGAAGGCCUCGGUGUCGCCCUACCAAGACGUUUCCUAGAAGGUCACACCAGAUGUAUAGUUUGAGUUUCCUUUGAGUAAAAAACAAAAGUAAACCAAGUCGCUCGGAACAACAUUUGGGAAAAGCUUAUAAAGGCCAAAAAUAUUUAAGAUUAAUAUAUUAAAUGAAACGUGCAACACUUGGCAUAAAACAAAGAAUAAGAAGGCUGCGUCAUACUUUUGUAAAUUUUUUAUCUUUGGCCUUGAGAGACUACUGCCCCAUUCCCUUUAUCAUACUGUAUAUAUAUAUAUAUAUAAAAAACUGUUAACAGUGUUGUAAAUUCUGUAAAUACAGAUAAUAUUUGUAUUUAUACUGUACUAUGUAAAUCUUUUGUGCAUGUCCCUCCUUGAUUUCCAAUAAUAAAUAUGUAAAUACAUUU